Messenger RNA from Morus notabilis, 5482 nucleotides. RefSeq lists its product as uncharacterized. The coding region runs from base 239 to 5215 and encodes 1658 amino acids. The record is from RefSeq and is a predicted model, not a curated record. NCBI's taxonomy places the organism in Eukaryota, Viridiplantae, Streptophyta, Magnoliopsida, Rosales, Moraceae. The transcript has 11 exons. Gene Ontology annotation, molecular function: zinc ion binding.
UAAUUUUUUUUUUAUAGAUUUUUUUAAAUUUUGGGUAUUUAAAUGAGAGUUCGUGAUUUGGUAUUGCGAGUGUCGGUUUCUGGGAAAUUGGUUUCUGGGUUUUGUUUGGUUCUGUAAGUGGUUUGUUGGGCAAGAGAGGAAUUUUGGGGAAAUUGGAGUAGUGAUGUUGGACUUUAGGGAGAGAGAACAGCUAGGGUUUUGGGGUUAGAAAAGGGGGGAUUGGGAAUUAGGGUUUUUGAUGGUGUUGGAGAUGGAAGAAAAUGGCGAGCUCGAAGAAGGCGAGGCUUGCUUUGACAACGCCAAUAUUGACCCUGACACUGAUCUCUCUUACAUUGAUGAGAGGAUCCAUAAUCUUCUGGGACAUUUCCAGAAAGACUUUGAGGGUGGAGUUUCUGCAGAUAAUUUGGGGGCUAAAUUUGGUGGGUAUGGCUCAUUUUUACCUACAUAUGAACGCUCCCUGACUGUUUGGUCUCAUCCAAAGUCACCACAGAAAAACCAGAGCAUAUCCAGAUCUCCUAACAAUUUAACUUUGGAGGGUGCCUCUCAGGUCUUGAAAGCUCCUUCAAAUGCAUCCCUGUGUAUGAGGCUCGGAACUUUUCCCAGCAGUGAUCGUCCAUUACAUAAUUCUAUAGCACCUUCUGUGGACAUUUCAGUGAAGAAAAGUUCACGCCUGCCUUCUGUCCAAGUUGCUGAAAAAUGUGCUUUGAAGGAUGAAACUCCAAAUAGAUCAGCCAACCAAACUGAUCAAAGACCAUUGAAGUUUCGAAUUAAGAUGAGUUCCGAUAACUUGGCGCAAAAGAAUGCAAUUUAUAGUGGUCUCGGCCUUGAUGACUCUCCAUCUUCAUCUUCGGGGAACAACUCCGAGGAAAGUGGGGGGAGGCCACCUGUACCUCGAGAGACUGUGGACGAGUUCCUCACUAACAUUAUAAAGGUUAUGACUUCCUUUCCAAUUCCUGGAGAUGUAACAAUAUCACCUCUUCAUGAUAGUUUGCUUUGCUUGACUAGGGAGGAAAAGUUUUUUAAAGCAAAUAAAGGGGAACAUUCAUUCAAGGGUGUUCAAGAUAACUCUGCUAUUUUAAAAAAUAAACCGAGUUCUAAGCAGAGGGAUGGAAAAGUGUCAAAGGAGAAGGCAAAAUCAUCAGGAAAAAGGAAAAGGCAUACUGAAAUGAAGCAUGGGAAUGGUACAUAUGUUGAGAAUGACAUUACUGUUCGUGAAAACAUGACAUCAGAUAAGGAAACCAUUGUAGGGAAGGAGUUUUUGUGUAAUGGCUCAAAAUGCACACCAAAAACCAACACAGAAUGUGAUGCUGGUGGUUCUGUGAAAGUGAUUGGUCGGGAGUUUGAAGUUCUUAAGGACGCCAAAAAUGAUGAGAGGAAAGAUAGAUUAUUUCCCUCUAAAUUACGGAAAGAGGAACCAUUUGAAUCUUUAUCUGGUCAGGACUGCAGGAAGAAUGAGAAACAAUCAUCUAUGGGUAGUUUUGUUGAAAAGAUUUCAGAACAGAGAUUUACGGAUUCCUUCAAGGAUGCUCCAAAUGAUCUGAGGGAUGACAGCAAGUGCAAGGGUAACAAGAUUUCUGUGAACUUAAAAGGAUACUCUGAUGUAUCAAAAUCAGAAGAAGGUCUAGAUCUGCAGAGGAAGAAUAUUGGUCCAAAGAAUACAUUAAAUGAACAUGAUGAAACAAAUUUUCCUCGUAAGAAAGAAAAGCAAUCCUUUGAAGGCAAGAAUAAGUCGAAGGGGACAAAGGAAAGUUUGGGGAUUGAGACAGGUGCGGUACCAAAUGAUAAAAAGAAUAUCAGGCACAGUGCUGGCCCUUGCAGUAGUAAAACGCAGAAGCUUAAGUCACAUAAUAGCAAGGCUGGAGAUAGUAAUUCCGAUUUGUUGUGUGGCAAAGAUCUAGAACUGACAGACAUGAGACUGGAUCUCGGGGAGAGACAUACAGCUGAUAAGCAAAAGCCUGCUAAGCUUGGUAAUGUUGAAGUAGAUAAGAAAUCAAUUUUGGAUAAUGCAAAGGAAACAGUAAGCGGUAAAAAGGUUGACGAGCGGGUAUCUUUAAAAGGUGUUCCAGGUGUACAUCCUCCUGUUAUGGGAAAUGGUAGCACUUCACAAGUGGAACCUGCUAUAGCUUCCACCGUGCUCAUUGAAGAAGAUUGGGUUUGUUGUGAUCGUUGUCAAACAUGGCGGCUACUACCCUUUGGCAUAAAGCCAGAGCAGCUUCCAGAGAAAUGGUUGUGUAGCAUGCAAAACUGGCUGCCUGGAAUGAGUCGCUGUGAUUUCAGUGAAGAGGAUACAACAAAAGCGCUACGUGCAUUAUACCAAGUACCAGUUUCAGAAAACCAGAAUAACCUACAAAAUCAUGUAAAUUCAGCAGAUUUCCAACGUCUUGACCAAACCAACCUUCACCCAACCUUCCAGGCUUUAUCUAAUCGAGGAAAGAAGAGACAUGGUUCGAAAGAGAUGUCAAACCUUGGUAACAGUGAUAGUCCUCAGAUCUUGAAUCCUACAACAAACCACCUGCAUGAACCUGUCAAAAGUAGAAGCUUAAAUGAUAUGAGCCAGUCUCCUUUAGAUUCAAACCAAAUGAAGAAAUCAGGUUCUCAACAUAUGAGCAAACCAUACAACUUGACCUUGGAAAAAGACAUUGCUAAGGUGAAAGAAAAGCAUGCUAAUGGAGGGAACUCUAAGGAAACAAGGAAUAAAAGCAAGAGCGAUGCUGAUCAAUAUGCAUGUGAAACUUCAACGAAACCUAAGACUGAAGGUAUGUACAAUGCCGUCAGACAUCAAGAUUCUAAUAUUGGUUUAGGGAAGGCGGGUCCGAGUUCAAGCACCAAGGCAAGGGUGAAAGGUUUAAGAAAUGGUGAAUAUUGUUUAUCUAAAGAAACCAAGUUCGGGGCAGAGGACGCUCAAAUUUCCAUAAAGAAAUCCGAAGACCAAGGUCGGGUCUCAUCUGGAAGUGAGAGGUCCAUGAAGAAAAGGAAAUUGAAGGAUUGGCAAGACAAUCAGACACAUAUUGAUACGUUUGAUAAUUCUGCAUACAAUGUCAAGGUACAUAAGGAGGUUAGUCGUGAAAGUGGAUUUAGGAAGGAAAAGAAGUGCAGAAUUUCUAAGGCUGAUGGAAAGGAGUCAAGUAGUAACAGUGGAAAUGAUAAGUUUGACAGAAAAGAUAGAGUGGCCCCAAUUAUUUUGUCAGGUGUUAAAAGUUAUCAAUUUGAUAGAAUGGGAAAAGAUGGAAUUGUUGUUAAGGACCAGAAACCAAGGAAACAUAGUAAAAAAGAUGCAUCUCAACAAGCUCUGGAUGGUGCAUACUCAUCAAAAAAGGAUUUGGGGUCUGGACAUGUUUCAAUGGCUGCCACUUCAAGCUCUUCAAAAGUUUCUGGUUCCCACAAAGUGAGAGGCAAAUUUGAAGAAGCAAAAGGCUCGCCAGUGGAAUCGGUUUCGUCAUCUCCUUUGAGAACGACCAAUUUGGACAAGUUUACACGAGCUGCGGGGGAUGUUCUCAGGAAAGAUGACGCUGUUAAUGGUGGUUUCCCAUCUGUGAGUAAUUCUAAAAAACCCUUGGCUGCGGAUGCUAAUGGUGAAACUAAUCGAUCUGGGACCUUGAGGAAGGAGAUUUCUACUAGAAAAUACCAAAAUGGUGAUGCUACUCAUGACUUCAGUGCAAAAGAUGAACCAUGUUUUGAAGUUGGGAGGAGCCAUUUGUUUAGUGGUAAUGUUGUUGAUCAGCAUGUUGCGGGACAGUACUAUGAUGAGCUUAGAGUGAAGAAGAAUGAUCAUGAGGAGGCUUUUUCUCAGCACAAAUCUUGUAAGGUGUCCACUUUGCAGUUUAAGGACAAAGACAAAAUUUUGACUUCUGAUUUAGAUAGAGGUAAGGGUAAAGUUGCUGAUCUGGUGAGUGACUACUCACAGAAGAACCAAAAAUAUGAUUCAAAGGUUGAACCCAAUCAUCUUGCACCUAGUCCUGGAACAGCCACUGAUGUUAAACACAGUUCUGUAAAAAAGUUGAGCAUUAAAACUGUCAAGGAGGAGAAGAAUAAUGGUAGAAAAGAUUACGCAGCACAAGGGUCAAACGACAAAGGGUUGGAAACCCAGCUAAAACGAAGAGACGAUGAUGGAUUAGAUGUGAAGUUAGCCAGAUAUACUACUAAUGGGAAAAUUGCUGAGGGCUAUCCUGAAACAACUGAAUCAAAAAGCAGUAAAUCUAAAACUUCCUCUCAUCCUGAAAUUGGAGUUAAGAGAGAAGUGCCGACCCUUGGUUGUCAACCUGUGCCAGGGUCUGAAGGAGCAGGCACAUUGCAUACGCCUCCAAUUGAUGCAUCCAUCAAUGAUAAGGGGCCAAAGAUGAAACAUGAUGGAAGUGCAAGCAACAAGAUUAGAGUUAGUCACAGCUCGAUUCAUCUCUCGCCUGACCGACAAGGAGCUAGGGAUGUUGAUGCUUCAAGUCCCGUGAGAAAGUCCUCUGACGUGACAGCUACUGGUACCCUCCAAGAAGCUAAAGAGCUUAGAGACUAUGCAGAUCGCCUUAAGAGCUCUGGGUUUGCCUUUGAAAGUAGUGAGGCUUAUUUCCAAGCUGCCUUAAAGUUUCUUCAUGGCGCUGUACUUCUAGAAGCUUGUGGUAGUGAGAAUGGAAGACAUGGAGAGAUGACUCAAAUGCAAAUAUACACAACCACAGCUAAACUUUGCGAACUCUGUGCCCAUGAAUAUGAAAGACGCCAAGAAAUGGCUGCAGCUGCCUUGGCCUAUAAAUGCAUGGAGAUUGCAUACAUGAGGGUCGUAUACUGUAAACAUUCCAGUACAAACAGAGAUCGGCAUGAGUUGCAAGCAACUUUGCAUAUCGUUCCUCAAGGUGAGUCUCCAUCUUCUUCUGCGUCAGAUGUUGAUAACUUAAACACCCAAGUGAUAGGGGAAAGGACUACAUUACCUAGAGGUGCUUCGCAUGUUGCUGGAAACCAUGUCAUCGCUUCUCGAAAUCGUACAAGUUUUGUUAGGCUGCUCGAUUUUACUCAGGAUGUAAAUUAUGCCAUGGAGGCCUCAAGAAUGUCCCAGAAUGCUUUCAUGGCUGCUAAUGCAACCCUGGAAGAGGCACAAAAUAAGGAUUGUAUUGCUUCUAUUAGAAGGGUUAUUGAUUUCAGCUUCCAAGAUAUAGAGGAACUCAUACGUUUGGUUCGACUUGCAAGGGAAUCUAUUAGUCGUUCUGGUUUUGGUGGUGCUAGAGACUAAGUCAACCCCUGUAUAUAUAGCAUGUUUUUUUUUUUAUUUUCUCCUAGUAAACGGGCAUUGGGAAAAGAAGGGGAAAGAGAUGCCUAUCUCUAGACCUGCCCUUGAAAAUCUGCUGUGGUGGGUCACCAACAGUUCGUUACCCCUCUGUACAUGUGUACAAAGUGAGAUUGAUUAGCAAAUUUUGUAAUGGUCUUUUUUUUUUUUUUGUUAAUGUUAAGUUUCUAUUGACGUGGAUAAGGGCAGAGAGCUUGCUCAGCCUUAAGUUUU